ACAUAAAUUUGAGAUCCGCAUUGACCCUUUAUUCAUAAACAUUUCAUGAGCGAUUCCGAGAGUAUUGAUUUUAUUCAAUUUAAAAUUGGCUUCAGCUGCAAUGAUUGUAUUGUAUUUGUUGCAGCAAAAAUGACCGAGACUUAAAAUUCGAAAUGGAAUGUUCGUUGAGGAGAUUCCUAGUUCCUACAACCUCCAAAAAGAUUGGAACACCUGUUCAUUUUACACAGUUCAAUCAACAGUUUUUCAAACUCACUCUAAGUUAUCAAACACAUGGUUUAGUUUGAUUACUGUGUUGUUGGGCACAAUACUAAGUAUUAGAAUGUCUGAAUUAAGGUUCCAAUUCUUGUCUAUAAUUAUUCUACUUCUAGUUCUUCAAGAAACAGCUUCACAUCCUUUUUCAAAAAUUUCUAUUCAUAACACAACUUUUGCUCUUACCAAUCUUGCUUACAUUAAUGCCUCUCCUUCACUCCUUGGCCUCAAGAAACAAAAUCAAGAGUGGGUUACAGUGGAAUUUAGCAAUCCAAUUCCCUCAGUUGAUGAUUGGGUUGGUGUGUUUUCUCCUGCUAAUUUCAGCUCUGAUGCUUGCCCAUCAGAAAAUCCAAGAGUUUUCCCUCCUCUAUUGUGUUCUGCACCUAUUAAGUUUCAGUAUGCAAAUUACUCUACCCCUAAUUACAAAGAUACUGGAGAAGGGUCAUUGAAGCUCCAGCUAAUCAACCAGAGAUCUGAUUUCUCCUUUGCUCUAUUUACUGGUGGCUUUUUCAAUCCAAAGCUGGUGGCAGUGUCCAACACAGUAGCUUUCUCGAAUCCGAAUGCACCAGUUUAUCCACGCUUAGCGCACGGGAAAAAAUGGGAUGAAAUGACUGUAACUUGGACAAGUGGAUAUGGGAUCAAUGAAGCAGAGCCAUUUGUUGAAUGGGGUCCUAAAGGAGGUGAUCCUAUCCGUUCCCCGGCUGGAACACUCACAUUUGAUCGUCAUAGCAUGUGUGGUGCGCCAGCAAGGACUGUAGGAUGGCGUGAUCCUGGAUAUAUACACACUAGCUAUUUGAAGGACUUGUGGCCCAACAAAGUGUAUAUGUACAAGCUGGGACAUAGAUUGUUCAACGGUUCCUAUAUUUGGAGUUCAAAGUACCAGUUUAGAGCUUCUCCUUAUCCUGGACAAAAUUCUCUGCAGCGUGUAGUCAUUUUUGGUGACAUGGGAAAGGGUGAAGUUGAUGGUUCUAGUGAAUAUAAUGAUUUUCAGCCUGGCUCUCUAAACACAACUAAGCAGCUCAUUGAAGACUUGAACAACAUUGAUAUCGUUUUCCACAUCGGAGAUAUAUGCUAUGCAAACGGAUACUUAUCACAGUGGGACCAAUUUACUGCACAAGUUGAUCCCAUUGCAUCAACCAUCCCUUAUAUGAUUGCAAGUGGCAACCAUGAGCGUGACUGGCCAGGGACAGGAUCCUUUUAUGGGAACUUGGAUUCUGGAGGAGAAUGUGGUGUUUUGGCUGAGACUAUGUUCUAUGUCCCUACUGAGAACAGGGCAAAGUUCUGGUAUUCUACUGAUUAUGGCAUGUUCAGAUUCUGCAUAGCAGACACGGAACAUGACUGGAGGGAGGGAACAGAACAGUACAAGUUUAUUGAGCAUUGCCUAGCAUCAGUAGAUAGACAAAAGCAACCCUGGUUGAUCUUUCUUGCACAUCGGGUAUUGGGUUAUUCAUCUUGUAUCACUUAUGCAAUGGAAGGAUCCUUUGGAGAACCGAUGGGAAGGGAAAGCCUUCAAAAACUUUGGCAGAAAUACAAGGUUGACGUUGCUAUGUUUGGUCAUGUGCACAAUUAUGAAAGAACAUGCCCUAUAUAUCAGAAUACAUGCACCAGUAAAGAGAAGCAUUACUAUAAAGGUUCCCUGAACGGGACAAUACAUGUCGUCGUUGGUGGUGCAGGAGCAAGCCUUUCGCCAUAUACCACACUCCAAACAGCUUGGAGUUUGUAUAAAGAUUAUGAUCACGGAUUUGUGAAACUUACUGCGUUUGAUCAUUCAAAUCUGUUAUUCGAGUAUAAGAAGAGUAAAGACGGGAAGGUUUAUGAUUCAUUCCAGAUUUCCCGGGAUUAUAGAGAUAUAUUGUCCUGUACUGUGGAUAGUUGCCCCAGUACGACACUUGCAUCUUGAUUUGUAUGUGAAGAAAACAUUCACCUGUAAGUACUUUCUGGUAAAUAAAUAAUACUACUGUCUUUUUAUC
Mercurialis annua (annual mercury) is the source of this 2219-nucleotide messenger RNA. RefSeq names its product probable inactive purple acid phosphatase 1. Bases 158 to 2149 code for a protein of 663 amino acids. The transcript has 12 exons. Gene Ontology annotation, molecular function: acid phosphatase activity; metal ion binding. The record is from RefSeq and is a predicted model, not a curated record. Lineage: Eukaryota; Viridiplantae; Streptophyta; Magnoliopsida; Malpighiales; Euphorbiaceae.